Messenger RNA from Plutella xylostella (diamondback moth), 3426 nucleotides. Its product is annotated as transmembrane channel-like protein 7. NCBI's taxonomy places the organism in Eukaryota, Metazoa, Arthropoda, Insecta, Lepidoptera, Plutellidae. Gene Ontology annotation, cellular component: plasma membrane. Gene Ontology annotation, molecular function: mechanosensitive monoatomic ion channel activity. The record is from RefSeq and is a predicted model, not a curated record.
AUGUCGGGGGGAAACUCCUCUAAGAACAAAGCGCGGUCUUCCAAGAAGACGGAGGGGUGGGAGGAGGCCGGGGGGGAGUUCUAUCAGGAGCUGUACCCGGGUGGGGAACAGGAGUUGUUCGAACAUCUGCAGAAGGCUGACGCGGCCAAACUACAUACCCUGCUGCCGUCCAAACAGGCCCGGAACACAACUACAGUAAAACGAGUGAGAUCCCAAAAUGAGCGGCGCCAGUCCACGUUCGCGAGAACCACGCAGAGCAGAGACAUCACGCUGUCCAUGUUGCCCGACCUCUCAGAAAACCUAUCCAACGAGGAGCGCACAUGGGAAGAGAUCAUGCAGAUCAAGGCCAUGCCGGUGCCCAUGCCGCAGAAGCGGGAGCUGAAGGCGAGACUGCAGAACGCAACAAAACUCCGUCUACAAGGCUUGGAGCAACUCCAGUGGCGGCAACGGAAGGUGUGGCACCGUUUCCGCAUCCGCCUGACGGAAACACUCGGAAAAAUGGAGCUAUGGAGCUCAGCUUUAAAGGAAAUCGAAGGAAAUUUCGGUACAGGAGUCGUAUCCUUCUUUCUAUUCCUUCGCUGGCUUUUGUUCCUAAACCUAGCCAUAUCUGUUACCAUAAUACUGUUUCUAGUCUUACCCAAAACUUUGCUAGUCGAAAGAGAGGUGGUGUGUCACGAUUUCAACACGAAUCACACUGAUUGUUGUUCGCAAACAUAUUUAGAGAGAAAUGUCACCGAUAGUAAUAUAGCCGUGGAUUUAAUUCAAGGGACAGGCGUCUUUGAACGGACUAUAUUGUUUUACGGCGUGUAUAGUAAUCAAAUCUAUGCGUAUUAUCUUAAACUAUGGACAGAAGUCUUGUAUUAUAAUAUGCCAUUAGCCUAUAUCUUAGUGGCUAUAUCUUGGGCGUUAUUUUCUUUAAUAGCGAUUGUAAAGUCAGCUGCUAAAGGUUUUAAAGAAAAGUUAGUAGAAAAUGAAGGUCAAUUCUACCAGUAUUGUAACCUGGUUUUCGGCGGUUGGGACUUUUGCAUACAUAAUGAUAAGUCCUCAAAUAUCAAACACAAAGCUUUGUUCAAUGAAUUACGAGGUUGCUUAGAAGAAGAGAGGUUUAAAGAAGAAAAACAGUUAAGGACAAGAGAGAAUGUAAUACUGUUGUAUAUUCGCCGGAUAGUCAUCAAUAUCAUAGUGAUAGCGAUUCUUUUAGCUGCAGGAUUGGCAAUUUAUGUCUCGUUUAACUAUUCGAUGGAUAAGUUGAACGAAAGAACUGGAGUUACCAACACGCAUUGGACCCCAGAAAUCAAUGGAACUCUCAUGGAAAAGUUAACCUUAAGUCUUUAUAGAGAUGACAUGCAUUUGCUUGGUCAGUUAGAGAGUCUUCUGCUAGAGUUUUUGCCGUUCAUUUGUAUUGUAGUUUUGAAUAUAAUUGUGCCAGAAGUCUUCGGUUAUUUGAUCGCAUUCGAGAAUUACACCCCAGCCAGGGUCAUUAUAUUCUCUCUGUUAAGAACAGUGCUUCUAAGAUUGUCAUCUUUGGGUGUUCUUCUAUCCAACUUAUACAUUCGGGUAACAGCUCCAAACAGAAAUGUAUGUUCUUAUGACAAUACAGACUCCAGUAUAAUGGAAUGUUGGGAAAGCUACGCGGGACAACAAUUCUACAAGCUAAUAAUCACAGACUUCGUCAUCCAAUUCAUAACGACGUUUUUCAUAAACCUGCCCCGAGCAUUUCUAGCCAGACACAGGUCGUCUAAAUGCUUAAAAUUCGUCGGCGAACAACACUUCUACUUGCCUAAACACGUUCUAGACAUAGUUUAUACACAAACUAUCAUAUGGUUAGGUGCGUUUUUCUGCCCGUUUCUACCGAUUUUGGGGACAAUGUUCUACUUCCUAAUAUUCUACAUUAAAAAGUUUACGUGUCUAGUCAAUUGCACGCCAUCUGAGACCGUCUAUAGAGCUUCUAACUCAAAAAGUCUUUUCACCUCAAUCCUGCUGCUAGGUUUCUUAGUAUCCAUAGCCCCUGUAGCCUAUUCCAUAGCCGAAAUCGUCCCAUCUAUAAACUGUGGUCCUUUCCGAUCCUACGCAACAGUUUGGGCCUUUGUUAUAGAGACUUUCGAGCGUCUUCCUAGAUUCUUCAGGGAAAUCAUCUUCCUUCUAGGCACAUCGACUUUCGCCGUCCCAGCAUUUGCCAUUUUACUUUUCUUCUUGUACUACUAUUGGGCUGUAUCGGCGGCCAACAGACAUAUGGUGACUGUUCUCAAAAGCCAGUUGGUGUUGGAGGGUCACGAUAAGCAGUUUCUUUUGAAUAGGCUGAGUGCGUUCAUAAGGCAACAUCAAAAACGUUGUGAAAGGUCGAGGAAUAGGGCAAGUUUUGCUGAUGAUGAUGACUCGUCUAUUAGGCAGCAUAGCUCGCGAUAGGGUUGUGGAAAUUAGCCUCUAGUAAGAGCGUAUAUUUUACUUAUGUUGGUGACAAACUUUAGUCCAGUUCUAGUGUUUAUUACCGAAUCACUAAGAAGAUUGUAGGCCCAGAACACAAUUAACCAAUUUUGAAUUUGUUGUUUUUUAUUGUUUGUUAGGCGAGUUUAUUAGGAUUAUUAUUACUUUUAUAAAUUGUUUUUUGUUGCUUUGGUUUUAUUUUGGUGGAUAAUUUUGCUGGUGAAUGGUUCUAAAUCGCACAUUAAUUACUCAUACGUAUUGUAUUUACCAAAGAUCUCUUUUUACAUUGCAUUCCUAGUUAUAAAAAAAUCGUAUUUAGUCUUCCUUUUAGUCCGUUCCUAGGUUGUCCGAUAGAAAUCGCUCAAUGCGUUAAGACUAUGCUCUUUUGUAUAAAACUCUUUUUUGUACAGUCAAUAGCAUUUAAGGUUAGUUUUUGUAUUUAGGAAAAGUUUUUUUACAGUGACAAUUUAGUGAAACUUUAAAUUAAGUGUAAGUACCUAUAAAAUAUGUUAUAUUGAUUCUUAUAUCCUCUUUGCAAAACGUAAGUAUUUCAUUAAGAGACUUAUCUUAACAUAGACAUAAUAUUAUAAAUUUAAUGUAAAUUAAAUAAAUAUUAUACUAUAGGGUGUUAAGAUUAUAUUACUAUGAUACAGUACCUAUGUGUGUGCCAUCGUAUAUGUUUGUUUUCCUUUAUGUAGAUAUUUUUGUCUGUAGAUAUAAAAUGGUUGGUAAGUUUAUUGAUAAAAAUGAGAUUCGUAAGUACAUGACAUACUUAAUAUAAUAACUCAUAACGUUCUAGAAAGUAUCCUAUGAAUUGCAUUUAAAUCAAUUUAACUAAAAACAGUAUUGCUCUUUUUUAUAUAAUUUAUAGUGAAAUAGCUUAAUAUAAUAAGUACCUAUAUUAUAUACCUAUACACAAACCAUUUGUACAUAAUAAAUUUGUGUUUAAGAUGUUUUCAUUGUUGUGUAACAAAAUUGUAUAAAAUAAUUAUGUAUUUAUAU